Monomorium pharaonis (pharaoh ant) is the source of this 5709-nucleotide messenger RNA. It is a transcript of the gene nAChRbeta1, whose product is annotated as acetylcholine receptor subunit beta-like 1. The transcript has 7 exons. The record is from RefSeq and is a predicted model, not a curated record. Gene Ontology annotation, molecular function: acetylcholine-gated monoatomic cation-selective channel activity; transmembrane signaling receptor activity. Gene Ontology annotation, biological process: signal transduction; regulation of membrane potential; nervous system process. Gene Ontology annotation, cellular component: neuron projection; synapse; postsynaptic membrane. Bases 293 to 1855 code for a protein of 520 amino acids. NCBI's taxonomy places the organism in Eukaryota, Metazoa, Arthropoda, Insecta, Hymenoptera, Formicidae.
ACAACAUUCCUUUUUGCUGAGUGAUCGUACGGCAAUUUCACCGAUGUCUUCGACGAUAAAUCUUCGAAGAUCGUGAGGGUGUAUACAAUGACGAGGAUCGCAACUGCUCGACGAGGGUGGGUUCGGUGUGUCGGGUUGCAAGGAAGGAAAUGCAAUUAUUCGCCAGCGUCUGCGCUUCUAUAUUGAUCCGUGGUGGUGGCGGUGGAGGUACGGCGGUGGUGGCGGCUGUGCUCGCGGCGCGUUCGAGUGUUCGGGUGGGACCACAACCAACCCUACAACGAACCCGCCCAAAAUGUAUUUUUGCCUGCGUCUCGUGCGACUAUUCCUGAUCUCGGCGAUCCUGUGCGUCGGUCUGUGCUCCGAGGAUGAGGAGAGACUGGUGCGAGACUUGUUCAGAGGAUACAAUAAACUCAUCCGACCAGUGCAAAAUAUGACGGAGAAAGUGCACGUGAGGUUUGGCCUCGCCUUCGUGCAAUUGAUCAAUGUGAAUGAGAAGAAUCAGAUUAUGAAAUCGAACGUAUGGUUGAGAUUUGUAUGGAUGGAUUAUCAGCUGCAAUGGGAUGAGGCUGAUUACGGCGGUAUCGGUGUCCUCAGAUUACCACCCGACAAAGUGUGGAAACCGGACAUAGUCUUAUUCAAUAACGCUGACGGUAAUUAUGAAGUUCGUUAUAAGAGCAACGUGCUGAUAUACCCGAACGGCGAAGUGCUUUGGGUACCUCCAGCAAUUUAUCAGAGCUCGUGCACAAUCGAUGUAACAUAUUUCCCAUUUGAUCAACAAACGUGCAUCAUGAAGUUCGGCUCAUGGACCUUCAACGGCGACCAAGUCUCUCUCGCGCUCUACAACGAUAAGAAUUUCGUCGAUCUGUCUGACUAUUGGAAGAGCGGCACAUGGGACAUUAUUAGCGUCCCGGCAUAUCUCAACACUUACCAAGGUGAUUUUCCCACAGAAACGGACAUUACUUUCUACAUAAUUAUCCGCAGGAAGACUCUCUUCUACACGGUGAAUUUGAUACUGCCGACAGUUCUGAUCUCUUUCCUCUGCGUGCUCGUUUUCUACCUUCCGGCGGAGGCCGGUGAGAAAGUCACUCUAGGCAUUAGCAUUCUUCUAUCACUGGUCGUGUUCCUCCUGUUAGUCAGCAAAAUUUUACCACCAACUUCGCUGGUGUUACCAUUGAUAGCCAAAUAUUUGCUGUUUACUUUCAUCAUGAAUACUGUCAGUAUCCUUGUGACUGUGAUCAUCAUCAACUGGAACUUUCGCGGGCCGAGGACUCACAGGAUGCCUCAAUUCAUACGCAAGAUCUUUCUUAAAUAUCUACCAAUAAUGUUGUUCAUGAGACGACCAAAGAAGACGCGGUUGAGAUGGAUGAUGGAGAUACCAAACGUAACACUGCCAGCCGCUACAUACUCGGGAAGUCCGACCGAGGUCCCGAAGCAUCUGCCAGCUUCACUGGCGAAAUCGAAGAUGGAGGUGAUGGAGCUGUCCGAUCUGCAUCAUCCGAAUUGCAAGAUUAAUCGUAAGGUUCAUCACACCACGAGUAGCUCCAGCGGUGCUGGAGCAGGGGAAGGUAUGGGCGAUAGAAGAGGAUCCGAGAGUUCGGAUUCAGUGUUGCUCAGCCCCGAAGCCAGCAAGGCCACCGAGGCCGUGGAGUUUAUAGCGGAGCAUCUCAGGAAUGAGGACUUGUAUAUACAGACAAGGGAGGAUUGGAAAUACGUCGCAAUGGUGAUCGAUCGACUGCAACUUUAUAUAUUCUUUUUAGUAACGACUGCGGGUACCAUUGGGAUCCUAAUGGACGCGCCUCAUAUUUUCGAAUACGUGGACCAGGAUCGUAUCAUAGAAAUUUAUCGCGGAAAAUAAUCUGAUUUACCCCAACGAAGCGCAAUCACAAAUAAUAUGCCAUCAGACCGUUCUUAUUUCGUCUCCUUCAAAAAUAAAUUCAUAAUGUCAUGUGAAUAAUUUUGUCGUUUCAAUUGUGAGUGUGAAACGCUUACAACUCAACAAGCAAUUAUUUUUUAUACCUAGAUUUUUAUGAAAUUCCAUGUAUAUGAAGUACAAAUUUAUUUAAUGAAAGUAUCGAUACAAUCUUCUGCCAUUGUAUGCAUAUUUCGGUUCUGUGCAAUUGUAAGAUUGUAAAAUUCGAUUUAUAAGCUCUCUCAAUGACGAAACUCGAGCGAUCGAAAUGUGUGGCAUACAUUAUGUAGAUAAUAAUUCCACUAGAGUUAAUCAUGGCUGCCUCUCUGCGAUUAUUGUCUUCCCCGAUGCCAUUAACUUCCGGUAGCUCCAUUGCGACACGCUUAGACAAAGAAUUUAUGAAACGAUCGAAUGAAUUCUCAUUCUUCAUUUCACCGAAGGAAUGGGUAUUUCCGAAGGUUUUAAACACGAGAAGUCAUAUAUUAUAACGUGUUACUACAGUUUAAUAAUUUUUACAAGGUAAUAUAUUAUGUUAGCUGUAAAGACAUUUUUUUAAAUAAUAUUACGGUUUCCAAAUUAAAAAAAACUUGUUUAAAAUUUAGUGAUUUUGUUUAAAUAAUAUUGUAAAGAAUUUUAAUACUUACUAAUUCAGUGAAAUUUUGCUCAAAGAUUUUGCAGAAAAAAAAUCUGAGUUAAUAUAUUUUUUUAAUGUCUUAUUUUGUAUAACAUUUUAUAUGGUGAUUAUUGGAAAUACCCCAUAAUUGCUCUCCUUUAAAAGUAUAGUUACCACAUAACACACUUAAUGUUAAACGAUGAAAUCCGCUUGUGUAGUAUUAUAUAUCGUAUCUAGAAAAAUACGGAAUUAGUUAAUCGUUAGUUAAUUAGUUAAAUUGGCAGAAUUACUGUAAUACAUUAAUAUAACGAUGGUACGCACAAACCUGUUUAGUCAACUUAUCGAUAUCUCUUAAUUAGAAAAUACAAAUAAUCCAAUAGUCUGGUAAGUUAGAGAAAUAUAUAAAACAAAAAUAUUAUUUAUCGUAAAGUAAUUCAGAUAUACAGGAAUUUCACGUUUAACAUUAAAAAUUAUGUAAAAACAUUGCAUAUUUUUCUAGAAUCAUAAUUUCAGAUAACAAUUUAUUAAUACAUUUAAUAUAGUUCCUCUUGUUUAUGUUUAAAUUACUAUACGUUAUAUACACGCGUUUGAUGUCAAUAUAUUAGUGUUAAACGUGUGAGGGAAAUCAGUCCUGUAUUUAAUCUCUCGAUAAUAAUUUUAGCGAUCAGCUUCAAUUAAAUCGAUCAAAUUCUCGAUAUCAAAGUUAUAAAUUUCCGCAUAAGAUCGAAACGUUCUUUAUGGCGCGCGGAUUCAUAUGCGAAUGAUCAUGCUGAGUCAAUCGCGAUAAUGUUUUAGAUAUAAAAAUUUGAAAUAAUUUUGAUAAUAAUCGCGCAAGUCGUCACAUCGUAUUUUAGUCGAUUUCGCGUUUGAUACUCGUAUUAUGGCAUUGAUCAUAAAUAUCGAACGCGACGAUCUUGACGUAAUCGUUAGACAUACAAACGUGCUCGUAGUGACAAAUUUCACUUGCGAACGAGACGUUGUAAAUUAAAUUAAUUGCGAAGGGAUACUCUCGUAUCUAAUCGGUAACUUUUGAGAGAAACUCGGAAGACCAAUCCAACUCAAGGUAUUCUUAACAAUAAUUUCUUAAUUGUUUUUCAAAGAUUUUGAAUAAGAGGAGAGUAUUCUUAUUAAUCGAAGACAUAUUCGUAUUUACUGAAAGACAUAUUUAUGUAUCAUUAAUUGAAACACUACACAAAUCUCUCUGGUAAGAAAAUUGAUUGUGUCUUUACUGACAGCAAACAAAAAUUGUGCUUUGAUUUGAUUGGUCUUUCUAAAAAAUAGCUCAUAUUCUCAUAUCGCGUACUUACACGAAAAUAUUGCUGUAUUAUAUGUGUGAACUAAAUAUUACUUAGUGUAUUAUUUAAAAUAUGUAGACAUAAUUUACGUGCCUCUUUUUAAUUGUACUUUUUGUAGUUUUUUUCUUCAUUAGAUUAACAAAUAUAUCUCUGUUUUACUUUACAAACAUAUAAUAAAACGGCUUUUAUUAUUAAUUUACUGUCACUUGUAUAUAUAGACGCAAUUUAUGUAAGAAAUUGUGUUUUAAUGAGUAAAAAGUUAUUAAAUGAACGAAAACCAGUUAUUCAAUAAACUUAGUUAAAUGCGGAAUGAGAAUAUGAGCCAAUAUUUUGCGUCAAUAAUUAUGCGCAUAUUAGGAAACACGUUUCUUCGUCAUAAGAACGUGCGUUAAUAGAACGUCAUAGUCAUGCUUACCAUAUAUAUUGUACAGAGAGACUGUUAAACGGUCAAGUAUCCUCUAAUAGAGAAUGGAAAAACUCGGUCCGAGAGAAGAUUGCAUUCGAUUGUUGGAUAUCGAGGAUUUUAUUACGAGUAGUAAAAAAAUGAACUGAAAAAAAAAACUGAAAAUGUAAUCUCUUAUAUUUCUUCAUAAUUUUGUGCAAUUAAUUAUAAUUUCUUGCAAUCUCUCAAUAUAUCAAAAAAUUUAUAGUAUUUAUAAAUUUCUUUUAUAAGUUUUACAGUUUGCCAAAAAUUAUAAUAAUUUAUUUGACUACAUCGAUUGUUAACUAACUAACCUCGCACGAUUUUUUAAUGUCAUAAGCGGCAUUAGCAAUUAUCCUGUUUAACGAAGUUAAUGUUAAUGUUAUAGUUGUAAUGGUUUCUUCAAACGCAUCUAAAUCUGUUGUUAUAUAUCCCGAUCGUUGUCUUUAUUGAAGUAAAUAUAAUAAAAUAAUUUUAGACAUACUUAUGAGGAUGCUUGAUAACGAUAGUAAGGAAACGCAGAAUCCUAGAAUAGGAAGAUGCUCUUGUUUACUUGCGUCAAUCUUAGUAAAUUUGGUUAUGUAUGGAAGGUUUAUCUUAUUUUUAAAAUAAAUUUAAUAUGCACUGUCUAAAUCUGAAUCAGAGAGAUUUUACUCAUUUGCAAUGUUAUAAUUAUGAUCAUCAGUGAUAAUUCGCUGUCUUUCAAUGAUUUCGAUUAAGAGGAGAGUAAUCUUCUUGACCGAAACCAAAGUAUUCGUCGAAAGAUACAUACAUAUAUCACUGAUUUAUAUAAUUAUAACUAUAGAAAUUACCGAAAUCACAGAUUACUCACUGUUUUUCAGUGACUAAUACAUAGAUUCCGAUUUAGAGAGUAAGUUCUUCUUACUAAUUAUAAAUCAACAAUAUUUAUUUAUAAAUUUUGUUUCAUUUACGAAUUUUUUAUGUGAUACAAAUUUACGUUGCAAUAUAAUUUAUUAAAGAAGAGUUUUUGUACAGUCAAAUUUAUCGACAAUGUUUUGCUGUUACACAAUGCCGUUAUUUAAUGAUAGCGUAUGUCGUGUCUUCCUGGAAAGAAAUACAAUAAUUAAAAUUUAGAAACCAAGCAUAAUGGCAUAUUCCGUUUUGUUCCAUUCCUCACAUGUCAAAAGAUUUUCUGUCAGUUAUUGAACGCGAUUUAACAUAAACGAAUAACAAUAAACGAGAUUUUACAAUUCAGUCCGUAUGUGUCUACCGAGGAAAGGAAGACGAUCGCGCAUCAGCGAAUAUGUAUUAUAUAGUUUAUCUUGCGCAUAAAACAAAAAAAAAUUGUUGAACCGAAAAAUUUGUACUUUAUUAUGCAUGAUAAAUAACAUAGGGAUUAUAUAUUCGUGCAUUACUGUAUGUUGCCAGGUAAAAGAGAAAUUUAACAUAAAAGUUAAGUAGUCCUUUUUAUAAUGAAAUAAUGCAUCAAUAAAACUCAUGAAGAAUUUUA